GACAACCCGCGCCAGCCACCGGGGCCUUGGAGAAGCCGGACUUCAUUAGCACCAUGCAGUGGAUAAGGGGUGGAUCGGGAAUGCUGAUCACUGGAGAUUCCAUCGUUAGUGCUGAGGCAGUAUGGGAUCACGUCACCAUGGCCAACCGGGAGUUGGCAUUUAAGGCUGGCGACGUCAUCAAAGUCUUGGAUGCUUCCAACAAGGAUUGGUGGUGGGGCCAGAUCGACGAUGAGGAGGGAUGGUUUCCUGCCAGCUUUGUGAGGCUCUGGGUGAACCAGGAGGAUGGGGUGGAGGAAGGGCCCAGUGACGUUCAGAAUGGGCACCUGGAUCCCAACUCAGACUGCCUUUGUCUGGGCCGGCCACUCCAAAACCGGGACCAGAUGCGAGCCAACGUCAUCAAUGAGAUCAUGAGCACCGAGCGUCAUUAUAUCAAGCACCUAAAGGACAUUUGUGAGGGCUACCUGAAGCAAUGCCGGAAGAGAAGGGACAUGUUCAAUGAUGAGCAACUGAAGGUGAUCUUUGGGAACAUUGAAGACAUCUACAGGUUUCAGAUGGGCUUCGUAAGAGACCUGGAGAAACAGUACAACAAUGAUGACCCCCACCUCAGCGAGAUAGGACCCUGCUUCCUGGAGCACGACCUGAUCCGGAGAGACAUCCUAUACUACAAAGGCCGCAUUGAUAUGGAUAAAUAUGAGGUAGUUGACAUUGAAGAUGGCAGAGAUGAUGACUUUAAUGUCAGCAUGAAAAACGCCUUCAAGCUUCAUAACAAGGAAACUGAGGAGAUACACCUAUUCUUUGCCAAGAAGUUGGAGGAGAAGAUACGCUGGCUCAGGGCUUUCAGAGAAGAGAGGAAAAUGGUACAGGAAGAUGAAAAAAUCGGCUUUGAAAUUUCUGAAAAUCAGAAGAGGCAGGCUGCAAUGACUGUGAGAAAAGUCCCGAAACAAAAAGGUGUCACCUCUGCUCGCUCAGUUCCUCCUUCCUACCCACCACCGCAGGACCCGUUAAACCAGGGCCAGUACCUGGUCCCUGAUGGCAUCGCUCAGUCGCAGGUCUUUGAGUUCACCGAACCCAAGCGCAGCCAGUCACCAUUCUGGCAAAACUUCAGCAGGUUAACCCCCUUCAAAAAAUAAUACCAACAGGGAGGCAGAUAAUUUUAAAAUAAAGUAAAUAAAAUUAUAUUUAUAGAUGGACCUUUUUUCGGAGAAGCACUGUUGAAAUUUAUAUAUAUAUAUAUACACAUAUACACACACACACGCAUACACACACACAUACACCCACGCACACAGGAC
This is a messenger RNA of Balaenoptera musculus (blue whale), 1289 nucleotides long. RefSeq names its product Cdc42 guanine nucleotide exchange factor 9 (gene ARHGEF9). Lineage: Eukaryota; Metazoa; Chordata; Mammalia; Artiodactyla; Balaenopteridae. The record is from RefSeq and is a predicted model, not a curated record. Gene Ontology annotation, molecular function: protein binding; guanyl-nucleotide exchange factor activity. The transcript has 7 exons. Bases 54 to 1130 code for a protein of 358 amino acids.